AUGUCAAAUCCGCUCUCCCCCUUAUCCUCCUCCCACCAUAACGUGCGAGCCCACUCCCCAAAGUUGACUUCCUCGCCGUUUCUCACCAAGCCCAUGUCUGCGGGCCCCUUCCCCUCGAGUCCGCUGAAGAAUUCCCUGGAGCUCAAUAUGGAGUCUCAUGAGUACCCCGUCGACGAAAACGAUUUCUACGUCCAAAAUGAUCACGAGAAUGAUAAUGAUGAUGUCAAUGAUAACGACUCCUUCCACGAGGCCCCGAGCUCACCCUUCCAACCCGAGACUCGCGAGGACACAGUCGAUUUUCACAAACUGCGCGAGAUCCAGCGCAUGUCUCCUGGUCUGAGUGAGCGCGACACAGAUGAUAUCACUAGCUCGCCCUUCCAGCCUGACGCUCGUGAGGAGACGGUGGACUUCCAAAGGCUGCGUCAGGUGCAGCCGGCCAUGUCACCGGGUCUGAAUAAAAGAUUUGCACUUGACGUCCCGACAAGCUCCCCAUUCCGGCCUGAGGGUAGGGACGACACGGUUGAUUUCGAAAAGCUGCGCGAACUGCAAGGUGGAUCGCCUGACUUGGAUGCACAGCCGGUCAUCGACGCGGGUGCUAGCUCACCCUUCUGGCCGGAGGAAAAUGCAAUCAACUCUCAGAAAUUGCGCCACAUGUCCCAGUCGCCCUAUCGUAGAAAUUCCGCUACGGCUACGCCCCGAAAGCGGUCGUUUGACCAGACCCCACAGGAUCAUGGGGAUGAGACGCAAAUGAACGAGAGAUGCAAGAAGGGCAUGGUGAGUCGAGUGGGCGAUCCUGACAUCCAUGUCGACGAUGAUCCCAGUCUCAUCGACAACCAGAGCAUGGUCUCGGCCGCCCAUAACCGCUCAACGGUAGCCAAUAGCGUGAUGGAAGACAAGCACAACGAGGGAAUGAGCACUGUGCUUCGAGAGGAUGGCGAUAGUGGAAUCGCAAACAAAGAAAACUUCAUCCCAGCUGGUGACGAUGAUAUGCAUGACUCAAUGGACGACACAUGCCUCAGCACCUUCUCCGCUGUGCCCAAUGUGGACAUGACUGAAUUUGCAAGCCUUCGGGGUGCCUCACCUGUCAAAGCUAUGCGUAACAGCAUUGCGCCCAGUCCGGCCCUGACAGACCGCCAUAAUCCGGCCACCCCGGGAACAGCGCGCAGGGCAUACAGAGGCAGUGCGAUAGUUGACGGUGACCCGCCUGUUGGAUCCCCUACCCCAAGACGGAGACAGUUUCAGGAGACAGACAAUCCGGGCGAAACACCCAACCUGCUUGAUCUCACAGAUCACAUGAAUUUCCUCCCCCGUCACUCCAUGCAGAGUGGCCGGUACUCUCCGUCGCGACGGUCACCUCUGAGGGCACUACGGGAGUCUAUUCGGUCUCCGUCGAAGGCGUCCCUACUGGAUUUUGAUAUUCCACCUGCACCGACUCCUCGCUCUAUCCCCACCAUCACGCCCCGGGAAUUGGAGUCUCUUAAAUCAGGGUUCAUGUCUGAGAUCUCGUCCCUCAAGGCCACGCUGAGUGGAAAGGACGCCGAGGUCGCCAGUCUGAAGAAGGCGAUAGCCGAUGCGGAAAGACGCGUCGGUGAAGCUCUAGAAGAAGUACGGAACGAAGCUGCGCGCAAAGAAGCUCUGCAGAUUGAGCAAGGUGAAUGGGAUCGCCGGGGCAAGGAGAUGGAAAGUGUCUUGCGGUCUGUCCGUGCAGAGUUAGUCGAAGGCGAGCGCGAACGAGACCGUCUGACCCGGAAGGCCGAGGAGGCUGAGAAGAGCAAAGAACAGCUGGAGGGCAAGCUCGUCGAGCUGGAAAGCCAAUUGUCGGCCGCCCGUACCUCUGCAUCAGAGGUAUCUGGCUCGGCAGCUCCGGCCUCCAAAUGCGCUGAAGAUACCGCGCGGGAAGUCCAGGACGCCGUGGAGAAAGUCGCUCGUGAGUUGCAUACUCUGUACAAGAGCAAGCAUGAGACCAAGGUCGCCGCGCUCAAGAAGAGCUAUGAGGGACGCUGGGAGAAGCGCGUGCGCGAGGCUGAAAAUAAACUCGCGACUGCUCGCGAGGAAGCUAGGCGUCUUCGGUCUGAGCGUGACGCCGCAACCUCGGAAUCUAUGGUUGCUGCCAAUGCUAGCAUGAUUGCCCGUGAGAACGACGAGCAUGAGACCGAGAAGCGCGUCCUGGAGGCGCAGAUCAAGGGCCUGCAACAGGAAAUGGCCGCGCUGAAGGAAGACAGUGCCCACCUGCGUUUUGAACUCAAGUCCGAACGCGCUGAGAAGGGCGAGCUGGUCGCUGCGGUGGACGAGUGGCUUGCUAUUCAGCAAAGCCAGCCUCCAAACCCGGUCCGCGAACCGUCCGUCUCCUCGUCUGCUCCUGCGGACGAUAAUAAUGAUGGAUCUGCUGAACAAGACUGCGACACCCUCCGUCGCAGCGUUGGUCGAUCUGGGUCCAUCCGUCACCCCAGUCACGGCGAGAAGCGCAUCCCCCGAUACGGUGCUCCGGGUGGUCACUCGCGAACCAACAGCGGCGGCAAGUCGGGCAUUGCAGUCUUCACCCCUGGCCGUGGAGGGAUCAUGGGAUCGAUUGAGAGAAUGGGCCGUGGCGGCAUAUGA
Penicillium lagena is the source of this 2598-nucleotide messenger RNA. RefSeq lists its product as uncharacterized. Gene Ontology annotation, biological process: cell population proliferation; mitotic spindle organization. Lineage: Eukaryota; Fungi; Ascomycota; Eurotiomycetes; Eurotiales; Aspergillaceae. The transcript has a single exon. Gene Ontology annotation, cellular component: cytoplasm. The record is from RefSeq and is a predicted model, not a curated record. The coding region runs from base 1 to 2598 and encodes 865 amino acids.